UAAAGGCCAUACCACAGAGCAUAAAACACCACUAGAGAGAGAGAGCUCGAGAGAGUGACAAGUACAAGAAGAAGAAAGGGUAGUUUUAGAGAGAGAAUGCCGAUCUCUAGAAUCGCAAUCGGCCGGGCCGAAGAGGCCACCCACCCUGAUGCCUUGAAGGCAGCCUUGGCUGAGUUCAUCUCCACCCUGAUCUUCGUCUUUGCCGGCGAAGGCUCUGGCAUGGCUUUCAACAAGCUUACUGACAAUGCAUCCACCACGCCGGCGGGGCUCGUUGCGGCGUCGUUGGCGCACGCCUUCGGACUAUUUGUCGCUGUGUCGGUCGGAGCGAAUAUUUCCGGUGGACAUGUGAACCCUGCUGUGACAUUUGGUGCCUUUGUGGGCGGCAACAUCACUCUGCUCCGCGGAAUCCUUUACUGGAUCGCCCAGCUCCUUGGCGCUGUCGUCGCCUGUGGUCUCCUCAAGUUCGCCACCGGUGGACUGACCACCUCCGCCUUCGGCUUGUCGGGUGUCUCCGUUUGGAACGCAUUCGUGUUUGAGAUCGUUAUGACCUUCGGCCUCGUCUACACUGUGUACGCCACCGCAAUCGACCCAAAGAAGGGCAGCCUUGGUAUAAUCGCACCGAUCGCGAUCGGUUUCAUCGUAGGGGCUAACAUCUUGGCCGGUGGCGCCUUCACCGGUGCCUCCAUGAACCCCGCGGUCUCCUUCGGCCCCGCCGUCGUGAGCUGGUCAUGGGACUCCCACUGGGUGUACUGGGCUGGACCACUCAUCGGUGGUGGCCUCGCAGGGCUUAUUUACGAGACUGUAUUCAUCUCUCACACCCACGAGCAACUCCCCACCACCGACUACUAGGUCCCCAUCAAUGCUUUUCUUUCUUCUUUUAUUUCUCUGUGUUUUGUAUUGUUGCAGUGGUGCUUCUUCUUCUUCUCCUUCUCUUUUGUUUCACAUGACCUGUAAUUGGAGUUGUUAAUUAUGCGUGGUCCCUUUGUUUUCUGGAUCAUCACGAUUUGCAUUCGCAAUGUUGGGUUCGUUAUUUCCCGUGAUACUGUGUUCGAAAUCGCUCGUUA
Messenger RNA from Amborella trichopoda, 1064 nucleotides. RefSeq names its product gamma tonoplast intrinsic protein (gene GAMMA-TIP). Gene Ontology annotation, molecular function: water channel activity. NCBI's taxonomy places the organism in Eukaryota, Viridiplantae, Streptophyta, Magnoliopsida, Amborellales, Amborellaceae. Gene Ontology annotation, biological process: water transport; transmembrane transport. The record is from RefSeq and is a predicted model, not a curated record. Gene Ontology annotation, cellular component: membrane.